GCUCCCGCCGGCGCAGCUCCGUGACAGGUGCACGGUUGCGGGUGGAGACCCACCUGCGGCGGCCGCCGACAUGCCCACGAUGCGGAGGACGGUGUCCGAGAUCCGCUCCCGCGCGGAGGGUUAUGAGAAAACAGAUGAUGUUUCAGAGAAGACUUCACUGGCUGAUCAAGAGGAAGUGCGGACUAUAUUUAUCAACCAGCCACAGCUGACAAAAUUCUGCAAUAACCAUGUCAGCACUGCAAAAUACAACAUAAUUACAUUCCUCCCAAGAUUUCUCUACUCUCAGUUCAGAAGAGCUGCUAAUUCAUUUUUCCUCUUUAUUGCACUGCUUCAGCAAAUACCUGAUGUAUCACCAACAGGCCGCUACACAACACUGGUUCCUCUGUUAUUUAUUUUAGCUGUGGCAGCCAUCAAAGAGAUAAUAGAAGAUAUUAAACGACAUAAAGCUGAUAAUGCUGUGAACAAGAAACAGACACAAGUUUUGAGAAAUGGUGCUUGGGAAAUUGUACACUGGGAAAAGGUAAAUGUUGGAGAUAUAGUUAUAAUAAAAGGCAAAGAGUUUAUACCUGCUGACACUGUACUUCUCUCAUCAAGUGAGCCCCAGGCCAUGUGCUACAUUGAAACAUCCAACUUAGAUGGUGAAACAAACCUGAAAAUCAGACAGGGCUUGCCAGCAACAUCAGACAUAAAGGACAUAGACAAUUUGAUGAGAAUUUCUGGCAGAAUCGAGUGUGAAAGUCCAAAUAGACAUCUCUAUGAUUUUGUUGGAAACAUAAGACUUGAUGGAUUUGGCACUGUUCCGCUGGGAGCAGAUCAGAUUCUUCUUCGAGGUGCUCAGUUGAGAAAUACACAGUGGGUUCAUGGGAUAGUUGUCUACACUGGACAUGACACCAAGCUGAUGCAGAAUUCCACAAGUCCACCACUUAAACUCUCAAAUGUGGAACGAAUAACAAAUGUACAGAUACUGAUUUUAUUUUGUAUCUUAAUUGCCAUGUCUCUUAUUUGUUCUGUGGGCUCAGCCAUUUGGAAUAGCAGGCAUUCUGGAAAGGACUGGUAUCUCAAUUUAAACUAUGGCGGCGCUAAUAAUUUUGGACUGAAUUUCUUGACCUUCAUCAUCCUUUUCAACAAUCUCAUUCCUAUCAGUUUGCUGGUUACAUUAGAAGUGGUAAAAUUUACCCAGGCAUACUUCAUAAAUUGGGAUCUUGACAUGCACUAUGAACCCACAGACACUGCUGCUAUGGCUCGAACAUCUAAUCUGAAUGAGGAACUUGGCCAGGUAAAAUACAUAUUUUCUGACAAGACUGGUACUCUGACAUGCAAUGUGAUGCAGUUUAAGAAGUGCACCAUAGCCGGAGUUGCUUAUGGGCAGAGCUCACAGUUAGGAGAUGAAAAAACAUUUAAUGAUUCAUCAUUGCUGGAAAAUCUACAAAAUAAUCAUCCAACUGCACCUAUAAUAUGUGAAUUUCUUACAAUGAUGGCAGUUUGUCACACAGCAGUGCCAGAGCGAGAAGGUGAUAAAAUUAUUUAUCAAGCAGCAUCUCCAGAUGAGGGAGCCUUGGUCAGAGCAGCCAAGCAACUGAAUUUUGUUUUCACUGGAAGAACACCCGACUCAGUGAUCAUAGAUUCACUGGGACAGGAAGAACGAUAUGAAUUGCUCAAUGUCCUGGAGUUCACCAGUGCUAGAAAAAGAAUGUCUGUGAUUGUUCGCACUCCAUCCGGAAAACUACGUCUUUACUGCAAAGGAGCUGACACUGUGAUUUAUGAUCGACUGGCAGAGACUUCAAAACAUAAAGAAAUUACCCUAAAACAUUUAGAACAGUUUGCUACAGAAGGGCUAAGAACUUUGUGUUUUGCUGUGGCUGAGAUCUCCGAGAGUGACUUCCAGGAGUGGCGAGUGGUCUACGAGCGCGCGUCCACGUCCAUUCAGAACAGGCUGCUCAAGCUUGAAGAGAGCUAUGAGCUGAUUGAGAAGAAUCUGCAACUUCUUGGAGCUACAGCCAUUGAGGAUAAAUUACAAGAUCAAGUGCCUGAAACCAUAGAAACGCUGAUGAAGGCGGACAUCAAAAUCUGGAUCCUUACAGGGGACAAACAAGAAACUGCCAUUAACAUUGGACAUUCCUGCAAGCUUUUGAGGAAGAACAUGGGAAUGAUUGUUAUAAAUGAAGGUUCUCUUGAUGGAACAAGGGAAACUCUUAGUCGUCAUUGUACUACCCUUGGUGAUGCUCUUCGGAAAGAGAAUGAUUUUGCUCUUAUCAUUGAUGGAAAAACCCUCAAGUAUGCCUUAACAUUUGGAGUACGGCAGUACUUCCUGGACUUAGCUUUGUCGUGCAAAGCUGUUAUUUGCUGCAGGGUUUCUCCUCUUCAAAAAUCUGAAGUCGUUGAGAUGGUUAAGAAACAAGUCAAAGUCAUAACGCUUGCGAUUGGUGAUGGAGCAAAUGAUGUCAGCAUGAUCCAGACGGCGCAUGUUGGCGUUGGUAUAAGCGGCAAUGAAGGCCUUCAGGCGGCUAAUUCUUCUGAUUACUCCAUCGCUCAGUUCAAAUAUUUGAAGAAUUUAUUGAUGGUUCAUGGUGCCUGGAACUAUAACAGAGUCUCCAAGUGCAUUCUGUAUUGCUUCUACAAGAAUAUAGUCCUCUAUAUUAUUGAGAUCUGGUUUGCCUUUGUUAAUGGAUUUUCGGGACAGAUCCUCUUUGAGAGAUGGUGUAUAGGACUUUACAACGUGAUGUUUACAGCCAUGCCUCCUUUAACACUUGGAAUAUUUGAGAGAUCAUGCAGAAAAGAGAAUAUGUUGAAGUAUCCUGAAUUAUACAAAACAUCUCAGAAUGCCCUGGACUUCAACACCAAGGUUUUCUGGGUUCAUUGUUUAAAUGGCCUCUUCCACUCAGUUAUUCUGUUUUGGUUUCCACUAAAAGCCCUUCAGUAUGGUACUGUAUUUGGAAAUGGGAAGACCUCUGAUUACCUGCUUUUGGGAAACUUUGUUUAUACUUUUGUGGUAAUAACUGUGUGUUUGAAAGCUGGACUGGAGACAUCUUAUUGGACAUGGUUCAGCCAUAUAGCAAUCUGGGGCAGCAUUGCACUCUGGGUGGUGUUUUUUGGAAUCUACUCAUCUCUGUGGCCUGCUGUUCCAAUGGCUCCCGACAUGUCAGGAGAGGCAGCCAUGUUGUUUAGCUCCGGAGUCUUUUGGAUGGGACUGUUAUUUAUCCCCGUGGCAUCUCUGCUCCUUGAUGUGGCUCACAAGGUUAUUAAGAGGACAGCUUUUAAAACAUUAGUAGAUGAAGUUCAGGAGCUGGAGGCAAAAUCUGAAGACCCAGGAGCAGUUGUGCUUGGAAAAAGCCUCACAGAGAGGGCACAGCUGCUCAAGAACGUCUUUAAGAAAAACCACGUGAACUUAUACCGAUCUGAGUCACUGCAACAGAACCUGCUCCAUGGCUACGCCUUCUCUCAAGAUGAAAAUGGCAUUGUUUCACAGUCAGAAGUCAUCAGAGCCUAUGACACCACAAAGCAGAGACCCGAUGAGUGGUGACAGGGAGAGGCUGCAAGGCAGGCUCUGCUGAGUCUCUGAGGAGCACUCCCAUGUCUUCCCGGAAUCUGCUGACCAAUCCCAGCCUGGUGCAAGGAGGGGAAAGAUGGAUCCGAGCUCACCUCAUUGACUGACAGUCAGAUUCGUGUGUAUUAUAGACAUAAGCACUGUGCGGCGAUACUGUAAUACCAUCUCUCUCCAGUUCUUCAGAGUAUCUGCUAAGUCUUUGUAAACAGAAACCGAAAAUACUUUCGUAAAUUGAGAAUAGGUCAGUAUUCUUUGCCCUCAUCCUGGGGCUGUAAUUAUCAAUGUAUUGGAUAGACCACAGAAGACGAUUCAAAAAUUCUAAAAUAGUAAUAAGGGAGAGGGGCUCUUGAUAUCCGGACUUAGAUUUCAGGAUAUGCUGAAAAGAAACCAGCAUUCUUAAGGAACUGACUCACCUUACUGAGCAAAAUUUCUAAACAAGACAUUACUAAGUGUUUGUGUCAAAAACUGUCUCGAUAAAUGUUUGCCAAAGAACUUCAAUACGUGUAUUUUUCAUUCAGUAGUCAUUUGCCCAGAAAUUUAAAGAAAGUUUACUUCCAGUUCUGCUGUAAGAUCUGCAUGCUCGACUUUUCAAAUGUAAGAGUGGUUUGCAAAAAUCAGUAUUUCAAGGCAUUUGCUACUAAAAUCUGUGAUGUUGCACCUUUGGCCUUACAAACGCUUCUUUCUUGUCUGUCUUGUUUGAGAGAGCACACGUGGUAAUGUGAAUUUGUUAUUAUGAUACUGAUUUUUAAAACCGUAUUUGUGUCUCAGUCAUUUCUGAUGAGAUUUCAUGCCAUUUAGACUUUUCUAAAAAUUUGGAUUCUAUUGUAGACUGAGUGCUAUCAUUUUGUCUUAGAGUUUCCUCUCAAGAAAAAUAUGCUUAAGUAUUUAUGUGAGAUUUCCAAUGCUUCUAUGGAGAUAUUGGGAAUACCACAUCAGAUAAGUGCAUGGGCUUUUGUAAUGUAUGUGGGCUCUGCUUCUGUAGGGUGUCUUGGUUCUCCCCAGUUGUCUCCCCAGAGACGUCUGCUGUGUUAUCUAGCACACCCCAUGUUAAGGUGACUGCCCCCACACCUAAGACUGAGAAUUACUUCAGAGUUCACUUGGCAAGCAGCUCCCGAAUUUAGUCACAUGCUGCUCAUUGGGCAAAUUAGUAGUGUAUUUUCCCCAUUUUAAAAACAUGUAUUUUAUUCAAGCCUAUAACUCUACAAGGAACACUUUUCAUCAUGAGUAGAUUUCACUGAUGUUUUAAAAUGUAUGUUCAGUUUAUUUUCCGCACUUCCAAGACAUCUUCUGAAGAUGCCUAUUUUGCUACCAAUAAAAAUUGGUGAAGGGGCUGUUGAAAAAUCACAACUAGUUUUCUACACUAUUUUUAAAAUAAUGCUUUCAUUUAGAAAAAAGGAAUUCUAGUUUUCAGAUGCACUUCAGAGACUGAAGCAAACUUUUUGCCUUUUAUUCAAAAGCCUGUUUGCCUUUAUGUGGACUUACCAGCAAAAUUGGUAGAACUUCCUCUCUUAAAAAAAAUAAUAACAGUCAACUAAAAUUAAGUGAUUUUCCAAAUCACUCCUUGAGUUUAAUAAUUUCACAUUCUUUUCAUCCUUUUUCUCAACCUAUCAACAGAUUUAAAAUUAGGCAAGUAUCAUUUCCUAAUGGGUAUUUUUGCCUCCCACAUUUUCUACAAAUAAGAGAGGUUAGAACAUAUAAAUAAUGCUAACUAAAGAGGCAAGGAGUUGGGGUGUUUCAGUUCCCAGACCUUCCCAUUUGGGGUUCAGAUUAAGAGAAUCAUGAAUCAAAACACAGGUAUAAGAGUCAAAAAAUCAUCUUCAAACUUUCAAAGGCACAGUUUUCUCUACCACAUGGAUAUUCAGAGCACCUUCUCCUGUGUCUCUAUUGUGAUAGUUGCUGUCAAACUCCCCAAAAAACAAAGAAAAAAAGAAUGAAGUCCAUCCCUCCAGAGAAACCCUUUGUAGCUGUUUGCAUUUACCCCUGCCUCAUCAGUGGUGUCCUUUUCCAAAAUUUUAAUAUCAAAAUGUUCUCACUGGCAUAGAUCUGAAUAUUCUGACUUAUGAAAAAUAAAAGUCUUUUUCUUGAAACCUGGACUGUUUCUAUGGAAGUCUUAAAUGUGAGUUGACUACUUCUGGAGUAAUUUAAUGUAUACGACUGAAAUAGAACUGAUUUUUUUCCCUUUUGUCCCAUGGUUUUAUUUUUGAAUUAUCAGCAUUAAGUCAAGCUCUGUGCUUCUUGGGUGGGAGUUAAGGGUGAGCAACAGAGAAUGGCCUCUUGGUAAAACUGAAAAUAUAACAUUGCAAUUGCAGUGACCUUAUAGUGUUAAAUUAGAGAAAGCCCUGUGAUUUUUUUCCUAAGCCUUCCUGAAGGGGAAAAAGUUAAUACGGUUUUACCAGAAGUAAACAGUCAAAGUGACUUUUGACAUAUAUUUUCUGAAAUAAAGGACACAUUACUCUUCAAUUAAAAAGUCACUUGUAGGGACCCUGGUAAAUGUGCCCUUGCUUUACAAUGUUUACAAUUCAGAAAAUGCUAUAAAGCAGUAAACCCUAUUCAUUUCUCAUUGAAAAGCUAAGAAUUGCUUCUCUAAUAUUGACUAGUACACAGUGAUAUUGAGCAUGAACUUUCUAAGUGUUUUAUAUAUGCUUAUAAAAAUACGGUGUCUCCUACCCAGAAAGAUGCUCUAUGGUAGAAGUUAUUAGCAGAAAAUAGUGUUUCUCAGGAAUGUAGUAAAUUUUAAACGAUAAAUGUGCUGCCCACCUCCCCACACCCCUGUUUCACAUCUAACAUGAGCCUGCGUCAGCAGGUUUGCAAAGUUAAUGGAAAACUUCCUCUAAUCAAGUCAGGUGAGCGUGUAUUCUGCUCAUUAAUAUUAGCCAUUCACAUGAAUUGUAUGAUCGUUUAAUGGAAUCAGUGAUUCCUCUUAAUUUUCAGGGGAAAAUGAAUUCUAGAAAUCAACAUUAAAUUUUUAUCUUAAUUUCACCGUUCAGCAUUCUAAAUAUCUAUGUGAAAGUCAUAAUUUGUUCUGCCUUUCGUACACUGGCGUCACUUAAGUCAGCUGAAAUAUGCUUUCAAGAAAUGAAUGGUAGUCUGAAAGUAAUAGAUUGUAUAUUUAUAGUUUUUAAAUUAUUUAUACCAAUGUCAUAAUUACUGUAAGGUUAAAUAAUCAUUUGUUUUUACUUUUGUGCAGUUCCCUCAUGUUAGUUCCUGUUUUUAAAAUUUAUUUCAUCAAAUAAAUCUCUAAUCUUAUAAUCAUCUACAAAAUUCAUCAAGAAAACAUCCACCUCACUCACAUCAACGGACCAGGUCUAUGAAAUUCUUUUUGUAAAUGACUUAAUGUAACACAUGCAGUUUGGUGCCUAAUAGAUGCUUUUUAAUGAUGAACAUUUCUAUAAUGCCUCUUAAAGAUCCUAGUCUGAUUUUUCUCACAUUAAAAUAAAUGAAGUCACUUGUGGAACUUAGUUAUACUUUGCUGCAUUUUAAUUAACCUUCAACAGCUAUUAAAGUGGAAUUUAAGUUACAUUUUGAAGGAAAGGAAAUAAAUGUUUUCCAUUUUUCGUCUUGAUUUAUUUUCUGUAUGACAGCAGCUGUGUUUUUGAUAGGUUUAUGGUUUGCAUGAAUUAAUAUUUAGAGUGGUCCAGGCCAAUGCAUGGUUAUUGCUGUAAAUCUUGAUGUUUAUUUCUGCCUUAUAAAAUUCUAUCAUGGCCUACCUGGAAUUCAAUAUUCCAUGGACAAUUAAUUGGUCCUCUAUACAAUUUUUUCUUAAUAAGUGAAUUAUUUUAAAAGCAAAUUUGAACACAUUUUAUUGAAACUUUUGUUUACCUUACCUCUAAGAACUUUUCUUAAUAAAGCUCACAAAACUUCUCAGCAAAUAAAUCUCCCUUAAGUAGGAAAAAAGCUAGAUUUCAUACUUGCUUACUUUGAAUUAACAACAAUUUUCCAUAGAUAAAUCUGCUUUUGCAAAGAUGUGAGCAGAAUAUAUAGAAAAAUAAAUAUUUUUAUGUUUAGUGGGUCUAGAAUAGAAGCCAUAAAUGCAGUAAAUACUGUUUGUUGUUUGUUUAACUACUUCAAGCUUCAUUUUUCACAUUUUCAAAUUUAUUAGGUUAAGAAAAGGCAGCCUUGGAAGGCAGCUACUAUGGAAAAUUGCAGUUUGCAUUAAAGAUAAUAUAGUAUUUUCAGCUCCAUGAAAAACCAUUCCUGCUGAAACUGCUGUAGAAAUUGUGAAGCUGCAUGAGUGGAGAGUAUUGAAUCUGUGAUUUUAGUAGUUUUCUCAGGUUUGUUUAUCUCAAUGUUCAAUGCACUGUGUUUUAUAAAUAGUUAUUAAAGUUGAGUAAUAUUCAAUUCUUUGCAGUGUUAAGUGUCAUUGGCCUUUUGUGAAUAUGCAUGUUUUAAACUGCAAAUUUUAAACAUUUUGUCCUCUAAUUGUUAUUAAAAAUGAAAUAAACUUUACCAUUAC
This is a messenger RNA of Talpa occidentalis (Iberian mole), 7997 nucleotides long. RefSeq names its product ATPase phospholipid transporting 8A1 (gene ATP8A1). The record is from RefSeq and is a predicted model, not a curated record. Gene Ontology annotation, cellular component: plasma membrane. NCBI's taxonomy places the organism in Eukaryota, Metazoa, Chordata, Mammalia, Eulipotyphla, Talpidae. Gene Ontology annotation, biological process: phospholipid translocation. Gene Ontology annotation, molecular function: magnesium ion binding; ATP hydrolysis activity; ATP binding. Bases 71 to 3520 code for a protein of 1149 amino acids. The transcript has 36 exons.